AUGGUGGAGAAGGAGCGAGGGACUCAAGCAGCUGAAGGCUUAAGUGACCGUGUCAUCUUCAAAGUGGAUGUCCCAGCCAAUCGCUACGACCUGCUGUGCAUCGAGGGCUUAGUCCGAGCACUCCAGAUCUUCAAGGGCGUCAUCCCAGCGCCGCUCUACAAGCUCUCUUCACCCAAGCCGGUACCGCAGAUGACGAUGACCGUGAAGAAAGAGACUGCACAGAUUCGUCCCUUCGUGGUGUGCGCGAUCUUGCGGAAUGUGACCUUUGACCAGGAUCGCUACGAGAGCUUCAUCGAGCUCCAGGACAAGUUGCAUCAAAACAUCUGCAGACGCCGGACCUUGGUGGCCAUUGGGACUCACGACCUCUCCACGUUGAAGCCGCCCUUCACCUACGAAGCGCUGCCGCCCAAGGAGAUCCUCUUCACUCCUUUGAACCAGACGGAAGAGAUGGAUGGCAACCGGAUGAUGGAGGUCCUGUCAGCACACCAGCAGCUGAAGACCUAUUUGCCCAUCAUCCGUGACAGCCCGGUCUACCCGGUGAUCUACGACAGCAACCGAGUGGUGCUGUCCUUGCCCCCCAUCAUCAACGGAGAGCAUUCGAAGAUUAAACUGGAAACCAAAGAUGUCUUCAUCGAAUGUACUGCCACUGACCUCACGAAGGCCAACGUGGUGCUCAACACCGUGGUGACCAUGUUUGCGGAGUACUGCAAGGAACCCUUCAUUGCAGAGCCGGUGGAAGUCGUCUAUGCAGAUGACUAUCCAGGAAAUACCUUCAUCAAGCCAGGAGACAAGAAGAUCUACCCCAUGCUCGAGCCCCGAGAGAUGACCGCGAACCUCGCUCGGAUGAAGCAAGCCCUGGGCCUUGAGAAGCUCAGCGGCGAGGAGGUGCGAGACUACCUGCGGAAGAUGAGCUUGCCGUGUGAGGUGGACAGCAAGGACAAAGAGCUGUUGAAGGUUCAGGUUCCGGUGACCCGCAGUGACCUCAUGCACGAAUGUGAUCUCAUCGAGGAUUUAGCCAUCUCAUAUGGCUAUAACAACUUGGAGACCAGUGUUCCUCAGACUGUGGCAGUGUCUGGCGGGCAGCCGGUGAACAACUUGUCGGACAUGGUUCGGCAAGAGCUGGCGAUGGCUGGGUUCACCGAAUGCAUGAAUUGGUCGCUGCUGUCUCAGAAGGAAAACUUUGCCUGCAUGCGACGGGAGGCAGACCCAAAGGGAGCUCAACUCACGGUGGAGAAGCCGCAUGAAUACAGUGCCACCUCUCCCUCCGUCUCCGUUUCGAACCCCAAGACCAUUGGUUUUGAGAUUGUUCGGACCACACUGAUCCCUGGGAUUUUGAAGACUCUCGCCAACAACAAGCAACUGCCACCGCCGAUCCGGCUCUUCGAAGUUGGAGACGUGGUGAUCCAAGAGCCCACGCGAGAAGUGGGCUGUAAGAACGUGCGACGAUUGGUGGCCGUGCACUGCAACAUGCGCAGCCAAUUCUCUUUGUUGCACGGAGUCUUAGACCAGCUGAUGUAUUCACUGAAUUGUGAGCCUCAACACGAACAGAAGGAAGGCUCCAAACGAAGAACCUUUAAGCUCGAGCCCAGUGACGACCCUGCCUUCUUCCCCGGAAUGCAGGCGCACAUCAUUUGCUCGGGCAUCAAGGUUGGCGUGAUUGGCGAGCUACACCCAGAGGUCUUGGGUAAGAAAGGCUUCGAGAUCAAUAUGCCAACCUCAGCGAUGGAGCUCAAUUUGGAGCCAUUCUUGGAUUGGCUUUGA
This is a messenger RNA of Durusdinium trenchii, 1761 nucleotides long. The record is from the annotation of a GenBank genome assembly. NCBI's taxonomy places the organism in Eukaryota, Dinophyceae, Suessiales, Symbiodiniaceae.